UACGUCGACGUUAUUGAAUCGCCAUUUUAGAAAGAAGGAGAGCUGUUUGGAACAACAGCAGUCAGUUAGCUACGUGCUUCAACGUUAUAGUACAUCUUUUUAUUUUAUCCAGUGAUCCUACAACGCAGAAAUGUCUCGGGACAGAUUUAACCUUAACGUUAGAGGAAAUAAUCGUGGAGUUGGAUUUCAACGCCGGGGAGGUGCUGGCCCGAUGCGAGGUGGAAUGGGUAACAUGAAUAAUUUCAGACAAAACCAACACCCUUUUCAAAGAGGGCCUCAUCCCGGUAACUUUGGAAAACCACCCAACCAGAUACCUCAGAUAACCCCUCAGAAGCCACCCGCACCAACUCUUUCCCAGCCCAACGCUCAAGCCAUUCGGCCACCACCUACUCCUGGCCCUGCGCUAACCAUGAAGGGCCCCAUACAGCAGCAGCAGGCCGCUGCCACAGUAGCUCCUGCCACUGCAGCAGCAGCAACUCCGACGGCCGCAGCAGCAGUAACUCCGAAGGCCGCAGCAGCAGCAACUCCGAUGGCCGCACCUCCCGCGGCCGCAGCAACAGCGCCUGCGGCUCAACCAAAAAUGCAGUCCCCACCUCCGAAGCCUGUUCCUCCGAAACCCGCACUUUCAUCUCCCCCACCAAACCAAAUUAAAAAACCCUCUCUCUCAUCUCCCCCACCAAACCAGAUGAAUAGGAACCAGCAAAGACCAGGACCCGGCAACGCCAAUGGGAAUGGGAAUAAAUCUGCACCCGCGAACAAAAAACCUGAACCUCAAACGCAAAAGAACACUUCAAAUGAGGCCGAGGAAGCCCACCCCCCCAAUGAGUUGAGAGCGACAUUGUCCUCGUUGCGCAGACCUGGCGAGAAGACAUACACUCAACGAUGCCGCCUUUUCAUUGGAAACCUUCCCAACGAUAUCUCAGAUGACACAUUCAAGAAGCUGUUUGCAAAGUAUGGCGAGCCCAGUGAGAUUUUCAUCAACAAAAACAAAGGCUUUGGCUUCAUACGCCUUGAAUCCCGUGCAUUGGCUGAGAUAGCUAAAGCUGAGCUGGAUGAUGUACCCAUGAAAGGCAGACCGCUUCGGGUGCGCUUUGCAACUCACUCGGCUGCACUGUCUGUGAAGAAUUUAUCACCUUUUGUUUCCAAUGAGCUACUGGAGGAGGCCUUUUCCCAGUUUGGAGUGGUGGAGAGGGCUGUGGUAAUUGUAGAUGAUCGCGGGCGCUCCACUGGCAAGGGCAUUGUCGAAUUUGCCUCUAAACCUGCUGCACGAAAGGCCCUGGAUCGUUGCAAUGAUGGAGUCUUCUUGCUCACCACGUCACCUCGCCCAAUAGUCGUUGAGCCCCUUGAACAAUACGAUGAUGAGGAUGGUCUGCCAGAGAAACUGGCACAGAAGAACCACAACUAUCAUAAGGAGCGGGAGGAGCCUCCCAGGUUUGCCCGUCCUGGCACUUUUGAGUUUGAGUACUCAAAGCGUUGGAAGUCCCUGGACGACAUGGAGAAGCAGCAGCGCCAGCAAGUGGAGAAGAACAUCCGCGAAGCCCGUGAGAAACUGGAGGGCGAGAUGGACGAUGCUUUCCAUGUGCACCAGGCCAACAUGAUCCGCCAAGAUCUGCUGAGGCGUGAGGAGGAGCUACGACGCAUGGAGGAGAUGCACAGUGCGGAGAUGCAGAAGAGGAAAGAGAUGCAGCUCAGGCAGGAAGAGGAACGUCGCAUACGUGAGGAGGAGACGCUCCGCCAGAGGGAGAUUGAGGAGCAAAUCCGGCGCAAGCGGGAGGAGGCCUACAGAAGUGGGAACUUCAUGGACAAUAGGGAUAUGAGAUUGACUCAGGGUGGCGCCAUGGGCAUGGCUGACAAUCAAUUUGGCUCACCCAACCAGAAGUUCCCCAUGGGACUCCAAGGCAUGGGUGGACCUAACGCUGGGGGAGCCAUGAUGCCCAACGAAAUGCGCAACGAGCGGAACUUCCCUCAGGGAGGCCGGGGGGCAAUGGGUCCUAACAACCAAGGGUUUGGCAGGGUCCGUGAGGAGUUUGAUGGGCCUGCCAAGAAGCCCCGCUUUUAAAUCUUUUCAGUGUCCCUCAUAGCAGUGUUUUUGUGUAGGUUCUCUGAACAUCUUCACAUUGAGUCAUUGUUAUAUUUAAGUUGAAAGUGUUCUUGCACUUUAGCCCGAGGACUCAUUCAUUUUAUGGCAAGUUAGGUUUUUCUUUUUUUCUUUUGUAUUUGUAGUGUGACUUUGAUGAAUUGGUCACCCUCAGUAAUCACAUAGCGCUAUCCCACCUAUGUAUAACUUUCUUUCCAGUUGUAUCGUGCCCGUGUCGUAAAUGGUGAUAAGUGUAAACUUUUCUCACCUUUCUAUGGCUGUGUUUUGUGCCAUUUAAGAUUUGAACUAAAAACAUGUAACUUUACAAUAAAGACCUAAUUUGGUUCUUUCCAAACCUUCUUAAAGUUUAUUUUAACCCAAUUUUGAGUAGUUAUCCUAAAUAAGCCCAGCAAGAGUUGACAAGCUUUUUUCCCUAGAUGUUUAUGUUGGGCGCCGGGGGUGAACAGCAACUUUAUAAUGUAAAUGAUCACCAUGUGAACUAAAUGGAACAGCAUAUGCAUACUGGACAGUAUUGAUAAAGAAAGUUGACAUUUUAGAGCACAAUUAGGCCUAGUAGAAAUUGUACUUUUGGGGCCCAAUUUUGACAAUGGAAAUGAGCAGUGCUGGUGUCAAACGUGAUUAAUGCUACUAGAAUAGUUUGUUUAUAAAAAUUUCAGAUUUUUUAAAUUCCCUUUGACUUAAAUUAAGAACUGUUUUAAAAGUAUAAUUGUUGUUUAGCUCUAAAUGAAGUGUUAUGGUUGUUGACAACUGUGCUGCUUUCUUUGCGUUGACAAAAAGGUAGUAUGUUUUGGCUCGUGUAUUGGUUGAAAGUCCUCUGACCACAUUUAACAUCUCAAAGCAGCACUUGAUUCAUCCACUGUCUCUUGAUAUUGCAUCAUUCAAUCUGUUUAAUUGGAAUGUAUAUCAUACACAAAUGUAUGAAAACUAUUUAAGAAUGUUACCCUAAAUAAUUCCAGUUUCAGCCACUGUCUGACAGAUGUUCUUAGGUCAUAAUUCAAAUGGCCAUGUUAUUAUGAGAAACGGGAACUGUGAGAGAAGUGGUACCCUUCAAGCUACCGUAGAACUUUUCAGCCUUCGGCUUUGUCCAUUUUAUUUAUGGCUCCUUCGCUGAAUUUCUUUGUCUUUCAUAGCCUAAGUACUGAUAAACCAAAAGGGAUGUGAACUGAUUCAUUCCAGUGACUAUAGUCACUUUGAAGUUUCACAUGAACAGAUUGGACAGCUAGGUCUGAAACAUCAUUAAAGGGAUAGCUUGGGGUUUUAGCAAUGAAGACCUUUAUCAACUUCCCCAGGGUCUGAUUAAUUUCUGCCUACCAUUUUACUUCCAUUAAGAAUAAAGUUAGAGGUAGUUUUGUGAGCCAGUGCUAACUAGUGCUAGCUUAGUGCAAAGAAGAAUUCUUGAGGAUGCUAGCUGUACCUGGACUUCAAGUCCUUGCGCUAAGCUAGUUAGCAUUUCCUCCCAAAAUGACCUCUUAUACUGGACACAGAGACUAACUUGUGACCACCAUUUUACGUCUCACUGGGGAAGUAUAUAAAGAGCAUCAUUGCUAAAACCCCAAGCUAUCCCUUUUAGGAUUAGGGCACAUUGUUUAAAAACUGUCAACAUUAUCUUUCACGUAUUUAUGAAGAUGUUGAGAUAUGAAAACACCAGCCCCUUGCAAUAAAUUUUCUUGAUUUUUAAGACUGCUUGAUUAGACCUCUAAAUCUGUGAGAUUUAAGACACAGCACACCAAAGGGUAGAUAUGUAAGCAACAAAAAAAAUAGAUAUAUAAUUACAAAGAAAGCUACAGAGAAUGGAGAACAUUUUCUGUGUAGUUACAUUUUUAUUUAUUGAAGAUCAAACUUGUGCUCCUACGAGAUGUUUAAAAAUAAUCUCAUCCAUAUUUUUUACAUCGCUGUUGAAAUUGCACUAGUCACUGUGUACUUGAACUCAAAGGAUCUUAGAAUUUUGUCAAUUUCAAUUACAAUUUCAAUUACAGCACAAAGAUUGAUUGUGGUUGUGCUCAAUGUUACUCAAAUGACUACAAACGGUUGUUUAUCAAAACAGUUGUCUAAACAAAUCUGAUUGGAUACCUUAACACAAGUAAUGUAUACCAUAAAACAUUCAAUGUUAUUCCUGUAUGUUUGUUUUGUGUACAUUUCUUCUUUGACAGGUUUGGCCACUUUAAAGGUUGCAGUGUGUAAGGAGACAUUUCUAAAACAAGAAGUCCUAGGCCUAACUGAGUGGCACUUAAUACAGUUUACUCCCGUGACUUGUCUUACACAGACCAACCUGAUGAAGAGGCUUGCCUUAGUGAAGGGUUUUCAGCAGUUUUCAGUAAUGUAACAGGGAUUCCAGUUGGUGAAAUGGUUGUUUAACAGAACAGUAAAUAGCAACCCCCUGUGACUGAAAUCGGAACUGACACCCCAUCUAAAAUUCUAACUGGGUGUUGUCAACAUGUCUAGGUGAUUUGGAAUACAAUGAAUGAAGCCAGUUUGCCAGAAUGGCCGAAUAACAAGAAGACUGGAUCUGGCUGUGUUUCAUAGGGUGUAUGUUUCUAGGUGAACUCUUAGUCAGCUCUUCCUGGACUACUCACCAUGUUGAUCAACUUGCUAUAGUAAUGUUGACCUACAGUCAACUCGGUGGGACGUAGGCCUAGAAGUAGCAAUGUACUGGGAAAGAAAGAUCAGACUCAUUUUAAAAUUAAAUUUCAACUCAAUCUGUGGUGAUCGUAUGUUAACAAAGGCAAUGACCACGGUUGCUUUUUUUCAGCCUGUUGGGCUGUUUUUACAGGCAGCCCAAUUCUGAUAUUUUCCCCACUAAUUGCUCUUUUGACCAAUCACAUCAGAUCUUUUCAGAGCUGAUCUGAUUGGUCAGAAGACUAAUUAGUGGGUGAUAAGGUUUAAGAAUUGGGCUGCCUGCCUAAACUCAGCCAUGUCAUACUGUUUGCAGAUGGAAUCACAGAUCCGGACACAAACUAAUGGUUAAAAUUAAUGUAGCGAGCUUUGUUUAUGCACCUGUAGUGGGAAUGUAGAUCACCCCUUAGUUAGUUUUAUAUAUUUAUAUAUAUUUGUUGUCCUGGCUUUAUAUGGAUUAUUGAAGUACUCUGAAAUAGUUGCCAGACUUGUAUAACCGAUGGAAGUCUAUAGUAGAACUUCCCCUUAUUCCCAGUCACCCUUCAGCAGACUGAGGAGACCUGCGAAACCUAUAAGGAGCGAGAAGCUCGUCUUUGUCAAGUGUCUUGAGUGCAUGGGCGUGCAGUAGCUGUGCAAUAAAAUCCAACAGCCAGCCUGCCCCAUUCCCCAGUAGAGGCUCCAAGUAAAGGCUCCGGCAGUUGGUUACGUUGAGGAUGAGUAGUUCUGCAGAAGUCAGUGGACAGUAGAGCCUGGACUUGUGUGCAGCGAGAGGUAUGCUUACAGAGCCACUGAAAAGGUAAGUUUUCCUGUUCAUGAUUUGUUUAAAUGCCAAACAUGUACUGCUCUAACUUCCUCUGUCACCUGACGUGAUGUGACAGUACAGGGGUUCUGGCAUCACACUUCUGAAAAAUGGAAUCACAGUGCAGUACUCGUUCCUCCCUCCGUAUGUGAACGUGUGGCAAUGUGUUUUUAGCCUUUGCAGUAUCUGGUAUUUUUCCUUCAUUUCUGACUGAAGCUGGUCUCUGUAUGAAACAAACUGUAUAUGGACUGCUGUGUCACUGGCUCAACAAAUAGUGUGUGGUGGUGUAUACCCACAACUUGACUUUGGUUCAAUCAACACAACUCCUUUUGUUGAGACUUCUUUCAAGCUGUAAUGACAAGUGCAAUGGGGGGGUUUACUGGCAAUUAUAUUUAUUUAUAUAUAUAUAUUUUUUUAUUUAUUUACCUGGUUCCUUGGCCCUGUAGAAGGGACUUUUGGUUUUUGGUGGGAGUAGCUUUAUUGUUGAUCUUGACCUCCUGUUUAAUCAAGUAAUAGAGGAAGCCAUUUGUGAAGCUUGUCCAUUGUCCAAUGUUUGCCUAAUAUUUGAACAUGAUUUAUUUUACCUUUAUUGCAGAACUUCGUAAAUCAUGUAGACCAAGGCCAAAAUGUAGCCGCUAAGGUGUAUCAUAGUACUCGAGCACAGGACUCUGACUCAAGUCGGACUAGUUAUUUUCAAUAUAGAAUCGAUAGCUUUGACUCAAGCAAUAUUCAGCACCUAGACUUUUUGUAUGUGUGUGUCUAGGGAUGUGAGAAUCAUCCUGAUGACCAUGUUCAUUUCGACUUGACGUGUGCUCUAAGUUUACUGGCUUUUUUUGGAUGUCUACAGUGCAACACUGGCAAGUGAUAUUUGCUCAGUCGAUUCAAUGUUACGGCCAAGAAACUCCUUAAAGACCCCCUAACGAGUAAUUGUCAAUGUAUUUUAUCAGCGGUUCAGACUUGCUAUGUCCGAAUAGCCAUACUAGCGUACUAUGUGCUUAAACUGCAUACUAUUUAGCACGUACCAUUUAGUAAAAAGUAUGCCACAGUUGCCACGCAAUAAUGGCUCGUGACUGGCUGAGUAGGUGGGACGGGGCCGAGUGCGGGUGGGUUUUUCCAGCCUGAUAAUAGCACAUUUUUGAUACAUUUCUCUAAUCUCUGAAUAGGAAUGGCGUAAUAUGCCUACUCAGGACGGUUAUAGGCAGACUACCACAUUCGACCUAUACUAUAAGCGUAUUCAUAAGCCUAUACCAUAAGCCAUAACAUAUUUAUUAGUGAAACCAAAGGGCUGUGAGAUCUAUCUAUAUACAUGCAACAAUUUAAAUGAUUUUACUGAGUUACAUUUCACAUAAGUAAAUAAAUAAAUUAGGCAAUCUAUAGAUUUCACAUGGGUGGGGGGGGGGGCAUAUGUGAUCGGCAACCUCCAAUUUCCAGAUUUGCUUGGUGGCGUGGUUCAUCAUUAUGGGUUCUUACACUUUUUCAGUUGCUCCCCUAGGUCAUUUAGGAAGGUUUUAGUUUGACUUAUGACUUUUGUUACACCCAGCUUUCAUUUAUGUACUCUGAGAUUGUAAUGGAAAUGGCAAACAUGAGCUUGUUGAUUUUAAUUUUAUACUUGACAACUGAGUAGGCUGGGAACAGCCUCUACUUUUGUAGAAUGUGACUUUGGUCUAUUGCUAAGAUCAACUAGAACGUGUCAUUUUCAAGCGUUAAUCCACUGGGCUUUUCUUGGGCGGGUGAACAGUUGUGGGACUGGGUUUGGGUCUAUCUGGGUCAUUCACAGCCUAGCUAUUCAUAAAGAGCACUUGGUCACUUCACUUGAUACUAUAGUGUGGUAACUACCAUACACAAGAAGGCACUGUUUCUCUUUCUCUCUCCUGUACUUUGGAAAGACCUGCGACUCUGUCCAAAAAUGGCAGCCUGUUCCCCCCUUGUGUAUUUUAGGGCUGACCCCAUUUAGUCGAUUGUUUGGUCGAUAGACCGUGUAUGUUGACCGAGAUUUCCUUGGUUGAGCAGCAGCAAAAAAAAACAAGUUAAUGGUGUACAAGACACCUGUCUGGUUCGUGCCUGUCUAAGUGGACAAAUCCAUUGUGGAGGCCCUGUGGGGAUGGCUCAGUCCAUCACUCUCAGACAUGUUCUACUGAAAUUUUGUACUGUGAAGGACAAUGGUGCAACACUAAAAUAAUAUUUUUUAACAUGCGCUUUCUCCCUCGUUUGCAAGCGGUCGCUGUCAGCGGUUUUGAAAUAUCAGUCCUCUGUUCAUUUCAUUUUAUUUAUUUCACCUUUAUUUAACCGGGUAGGCCAGUUGACAACAAGUUCUCAUUUGCAACCUGGCCAAGAUGAAGCAAAGUGGUGCGACACACAAACAACAGUUACAAAUGAAAUAAACAAACGUACAGUCAAUAACACACCAGAAAAGUAUAUACAGUGUGUGCAAAUGUUGAAUUUCCGCCUUUUCCCAGACCAUGUUAUGUGCAUAAUAGAAAUGUUAAAUGCAUUGGUGUUGAGAGAGAUGCAGCGGAGGCAGCAGCGGAGUUGGGUAACAAGGAAACAGCCCUUGCCAUAAUUGUCUAGGAAAAGUGAGGAAAUCCCAACUUAAUUAGGUCUUUAAUCAAUAGCCCAAAUGAGCCAUAUAUAAAUUCUCUAAGCGGCCUCAAACGGUAGUGUACGUGUGUGACAGAUCAUGCUUCUGUUGCCUGUUAAUAAUAGCCUACUUAUUCCCAUGCAACCACGUGGAAUAAACAAUUUCACAAAUUCGGCUGUUUUUAGUCUUUGCUAUAUGCUGUAAUAAAGGCGUUACACUUUUUGUUAGAACAGCCUCUGGUAUUAUUUAUUUAGUGUGUACACUUCCAAAUGAUCAGAAAGGAUGUAUAAUAACCCUCGAUCUUGAUUAUUAUUAUGAUCAUUAUAAAAAGUGAUGUCAUUAUCAUUAGGUUUAGUAUAUCAGCCUUGUAUAACCAACAUUGAGCUGUAGGCCUAAGAGCGCAUCCUGUUUAGUCUUAAUACUGUAAUUUACUUGGGCCUGUAAUUUUUAUGUAUGUGUGUGUGUGUGUGAGAAAUGACAUAUAGAAAUUACAGGCUCAAGUAAAUUACAGUAUUAAGACAGGAUGCGCUCUUACGCCUAUAUAUGCAUGCCAUUGUAGCAACAAUUUUGUUCAUGUCAUCACACAGCGUACGAGUUAUUCGGAUUUUAAAUGCAAUGAAGCGUACAAAAAAAUAUAUUAUAAUAAUAAUAAAGCAACCGUUGAAUAAUUAGCCUAAACAUUUAAUAAACCACUCUAUUUCUGCAAUUGCAUUCACAAAUGCAUGCGACUGUUUUUUGUCUUGCUGUAAAAGGCUUUACAAAAAAAUACUUUCUGGUAUGCAUAUUUGGUUAGUGUUUACGUUUUUCCAAACAGUCAAAUGUUUGGAAUCAAACCGCACCAGUUUGGCACACCAUAAUAUGCAUAUUCCUUUUCUUGAUCUCCAAGAUUUUCCAUAACUAUUCAGUUAUUCCACACAUCUGACUUCCCCUUUUACCUGAGCAACCAGUAAACAUUCAUGUUUUGACUUAAUUUGUCACAUGCUCUGCAUCCAUUUUGCUGUCACAUGUUAUGGGGUUAGUAGUUUCUAACCAAUUUAUUGAUGUGAUUAUGAUAUUGUAUAGGUCAUGCCCCAUUGGUCAAGUGCAUGCGAUGCAUAGGCCUACAUGUGUCACGUAAAGCAAGCAAGGGUUUAGGGAUUGUUUUAACCUAAACAUUUGGGUAACUGAACUUUUCAUUCAGAAAUGGCUCUAAUUAUGUUGCUGCUUCAGCAACACUGACGAUAAACUGUUCUGUGGUGGUCGCUGCAGCAGGGAGGAGGACACAACGGGUGCAAGUCAAACGUUGUCUUAUAUAUAUUUUUUUUUGUGCGCAGCAGGUCUGAGCCCUGCCCGGCACAAAUCAAUUGUGGUCGGAGUCCCUCUAGUCAUUUGUCGUAAUUAUUUCAUCCAACAGUGUGCUUAAAGCAUCAGACAAGCUCAGUGCAUAUAGUUGAUUUGAUUAAAACACGCCAUGUCUAUAUAUGGGAAAAUACACUUUUUCAAGGUUUGGCCUAUUGAUUAGUCGAAAGAACCGACUACUCUAGGUUGACCUAUAUGUAUAUAUUUUGUCGGGGACAGCCCUAGUGCAUUUCAUGCUUCGAGGUAUCAUCAAUCCUCCUGUCUUAUAUCAGUGACAUUCUCAAGCCAGUGACCAGCCAGCCAAUUGUAAAGGGUUCAGUUCACAAGGACUGUGCCAACCUCCUUGGUGUAGCAGUUUGUAUGUAAACGGUGUCUCAUGCAGCAAACUUAGUGUUAGUUAUCUUGGACUAUAAGCGUCUUGUGUAGAGAACUACCAUGAGCAGUGAAAUCAGCCCUAGGGCUGUCUAGUGUGUCUGUCUGCACUGUGAUCCAUUUCCCCUCGGGAGUCUCCUCUUUGAGUGGCCAGUCUGCUCCUCCGUAUCCCCUUCAGAGUGUGAUGCCAGAACUACCCUCCAUGGCCUCAGGGCCUCUACUGGAAAGGGCAAUGCCUUUUCCAAACUCGUUCUGCAAGACCGACGUCGCAAAUGCCCAUCAUGAUGUAAAGGUGAAAGCGUCUUCAUAGGUGCAACUCCUGACGUUUUGGGGGGUUUGCUAUAAUAAUACUUUUCCAGUGUCAACCAAGUCAAGCUUACCUUGCUUUGUAACUGUUUUCAGUCCUCAUGUUUUUGCAUGAUUGGUGUCAUGGCUCUUAUGCAUUUGCCUGUUCCCCCUGGAGUUAAUAAAUUUUGCUAUAAAGUGACGUAGCCUACAUAGCUAACUCCAGUGGGGAGAACAAGUAUUUGAUACACUGCCGAUUCUGCAGGUUUUGUUACUUACAAAGCAUGUAGAGUUCUAUCAUUUUUAUCAUAGGUACACUUCAACUGUGAGAGACGGAAUCUAAAACAAAAUUCCAGAAAAUCACAUUGUAUGAUUUUUAAGUAAUUAAUUUACAUUUUAUUGCAUGACAAGAAUUUGAUACAUCAGAAAAGCAGAACUUAAUAUUUGAUACAGAAACCUAUGUUUUCAAUUACAGAGAUCAUAUGUUUCCUGUAGUUCUUGACCAGGUUUUUUGGCCCACUCCUCCAUACAGACCUUCUCCAGAUGCUUCAGGUUUCAGGGCUGUCGCUGGGCAAUACGGACUUUCAGCUCCCUCCAAAGAUGUUCUAUUUGGUUCAGGUCUGGUGACUGACAAAGUCACUCCAGGACCUUGAUGCUUCUUACGGAGCCACUCCUUAGUUGCCCUGGCUGUGUGUUUCGGGUCGUUGUCUUGCUGGAAGACCCAGCCACGGCCCAUCUUCAAUGCUCUUACUGAGGGAAGGAGGUUGUUGGCCAAGAUCUUGCGAUACAUGCCCCCCCCAUCCAUCCUCCCCUCAAUACGGUGCAGUCGUCCUGUCCCCUUUUGUAGAAAAGCAUGCCCAAUGAUAUUUCCACCUCCAUGCUUCAUGGUUGGGAUGGUUUUCUUGGGGUUGUACUCAUCCUUCUUCCUCCAGACACGGCAAGUGCAGUUUAGACCGAAAAGCUCUAUUUUUGUCUCAUCAGACCACAUGACCUUCUCAAAUUCUUUCUCUGGAUCAUCCAGAUGGUCAUUGGCAAAUUUCAGACGGGCCUGGUCAUGCGCUGGCUUGAGCAGGGGGACCUUGCGUGCGCUGCAGUAUUUUAAUCUAUGACGGCGUAGUGUGUUACUAAUGGUCUUCUAUGAGACUGUGGUCCCAGGUCUCUUCAGGUCAUUGACCAGGUCCUGCCGUGUAGUUCUGGGCUGAUCCCUCACCUUCCUCAUGAUCAUUGAUGCCCCACGAGGUGAGAUCUUGCAUGGAGCCCCAGACUGAGGGUGAUUGACUGUCAUCUUGAACAUCUUCCAUUUUCUAAUAAUUGAGCCAACAGUUGUUGCCUUCUCAACAAGCUGCUUGCCUAUUGUCCUGUAGCCAAUCCCAGCCUUGUGCAGGUCUACAAUUUUAUCCCUGAUGUCCUUACACAGCUCUCUGGUCUUGGCCAUUGUGGAGAGGUUGGAGUCUGUUUGAUUGAGUGUGUGGACAGAUGUCUUUUAUACAGGUAGCGAGUUCAAACAGAUGCAGUUAAUACAGGUUAUGAGUGGAGAACAGAAGGGCUUCUAAAAGUAAAACUAACAGGUCUGUGAGAUCCGGAAUUCUUACUGGUUGGUAGAUGAUCAAAUACUUGUCAUGCAAUAAAAUGCAAAUGAAUUGCUUAAAAAUCAUACAAUGUGAUUUUCUGGAUUUUUGUUUUAGAUUCAAUCUCUCAUGGUUGAAGUGUACCUAUGGUAAAAAAUUACAGACCUACAUGCUUUGUAAGUAGGAAACACUGCAUAUUUUGCUGGUUAUCAAAUACUUCUCCCCGCUGUAUGUCAAAAUUUACUUCAUUUUUUUUUUGUAAUGUCUGACAUUAAUUGGCACAAGUUCUUUUAACAUUUUAAACUGUCAUUUACAUCUAGUGCAUGCAUGUACUGUAGUUUUUGUAAUUUAAAUUCCAAAAAGCCUAAUCCACUUUCAAGUCCUCUACAUCCCUGUAGUUUAGCACUCAUAUCUACAGUUAUUUGUGUACUAGUGUCUUAGGAUACAUUUCUGAAAUUCAUAGCUUUGAGCUCAUUGUUUCUCUCUUACUGCAGGGGCCUCGAGUGAUUGUAGGAGGCUGAGGAGCUGCUCCUGGUUUAACAUAUGGUUAACUGAAGAGACUGAUGUCUGUUCAAACCUGUGCAGGGGUGCCUCUGGUCCAUCCUAAAACAAGGAUAUGGUCUAUCCUAAAGCAAGGAAAUGGAUCUGCAGGAACCAGGCGGAAGUGAAGUGUGAUGCCGCCCCAGCAUCCAACCAGCAGAAAAGCCAGAAGUUCAACAGGAGACUCUUUAAAAAAUAAUAUAUUUUUCUACACAAAAUUGCAAUAAAAGGUUCAACUUGGA
Oncorhynchus masou masou (cherry salmon) is the source of this 12433-nucleotide messenger RNA. Its product is annotated as splicing factor, proline- and glutamine-rich-like. NCBI's taxonomy places the organism in Eukaryota, Metazoa, Chordata, Actinopteri, Salmoniformes, Salmonidae. Gene Ontology annotation, biological process: regulation of DNA-templated transcription. The record is from RefSeq and is a predicted model, not a curated record. The transcript has 12 exons. Gene Ontology annotation, molecular function: RNA binding. Gene Ontology annotation, cellular component: nucleus. The coding region runs from base 131 to 2059 and encodes 642 amino acids.